AUGUCUCUCCACACCUCCUAUCACGCCGACUCCGACGCGGAUGAUGAGUACGAACGCAGUGUCAUUACCUCGCCGCACCUUAAUAUCGACUCUGAGUGCUCUCCCACAGACUCCGACAUUCAGUCGGCAGAACAUACUCCGACCAAAUUCGGACACCCGAUGGAUGGUCCUCGUUCCCCGCGAACCCUCAUUACAGAAUGGGGAGUGGAAGAAUGCAAGGAAUUUCUGACGUCACUUGGCUUGCUUCAAUAUCAUGGCGCAUUUCGAGAAAAUGCGAUUGUCGGCGAAGCCCUAGUUGCUUUGAAGCAUGAGGAGCUGAAGGAAAUGGGCAUCAACAGUGUGGGACAUCGAUUGACAAUUUUGAAGAGCGUUUAUGAAAUCAAAGUCAAGCAGAUGGUCCCUCUCGAUGCAGACCAUUAUAUUCCCCUUUCUGCGGACCAGAGUAUGAAUGAGACCGCAUCACAACAGGACCUCGCGUGUUUGAUCAAAUCGAUCCAGGUUCGAGACGAGAAACUCAUGUUGAUUGAGACCGAGCUGCGGCGGAUCACAGAUGAUUAUCGGCGAUUGCGCGAAGAAAUCUUGCCAGUUAUCAAAAUCGCAAAAGAUCGCUCACAUCCAUUACCACCUCCUUCUUCAGGCGGGCAACCUUCAGACAACUGGCAUGAUAGCACAGCCACUCUUACAAAUUCCCAGCCCAUCAUAAGUGAACAAUCAUCGUCAUCCAAGAUUGCGCGAGCUUUCUCCAAGCGCAUUCACCCCAGCGGCCCGACCCCCAAGAACAACUCGCCAACCCACAUCCCACCGAUGGGCUAUGAACGGGGAUCUCACCACGACACCCUGAACCCGUCAGCUGCCGCUAUGGCCGCUUCGUCCCAUCUGACAGCCUCAAUGAACGGAGGAUCACAACUAUCACCUGGCAUACCCUCACCAACGUCGCCUCAUCUGCACCACGCCCAUCCUCAGACACUCAAUUCACGAUCAUAUUCUCAAGCACCAUCCAGUGGGAACCGCAACACGGCCUAUGAUUAUCCCGAACAAACACCGACUGCACAUUCCCGAGACCGACUCACUCCAAGCCAGCUACCAUCAUCCCGCGCCGAGACACCAUCCACGGCAUCACGUCUUGACCCUCGACCCGACAGGACCGACUCACGGACUGGAGGUGGCGGGAGCGGAGGCGGUGAAAAUCCAAAUAGUGUGGAAAUCUUCAAGUCGUUCCGAGUCUCGUGGGAAGAUCCCUGCUACAAGGUUCUGCCGGCUGCCCUCAAGAAAUACAACAUUAACUCUGACUGGAAGAAUUACGCUCUUUACAUCGUGUAUGGAGACCAAGAGCGAUGCCUGGAAUUGCAGGAGAAGCCUCUUCUCCUGUUCAAGCAGCUAGAAAAGGAAGGGCGAAAGCCAAUGUUCAUGUUGCGGAAAAUUCACAUGGACAACCCGAGUGGCACCCCCGGGCCUACCGCAUCAGCACCCAACAGCGCUGGCUUCGAUAGCGGCCGGCAAGGACAGAUCAACCUGCCGGGUGGUGUGCUGUGA
This is a messenger RNA of Penicillium bovifimosum, 1533 nucleotides long. RefSeq names its product adaptor protein STE50. Bases 1 to 1533 code for a protein of 510 amino acids. Gene Ontology annotation, molecular function: ionotropic glutamate receptor binding; synaptic receptor adaptor activity. The record is from RefSeq and is a predicted model, not a curated record. NCBI's taxonomy places the organism in Eukaryota, Fungi, Ascomycota, Eurotiomycetes, Eurotiales, Aspergillaceae. Gene Ontology annotation, biological process: signal transduction. The transcript is spliced from 3 exons.